This is a messenger RNA of Sapajus apella (tufted capuchin), 1654 nucleotides long. Its product is annotated as teratocarcinoma-derived growth factor 1-like. Bases 1 to 912 code for a protein of 303 amino acids. Lineage: Eukaryota; Metazoa; Chordata; Mammalia; Primates; Cebidae. The transcript has 3 exons. The record is from RefSeq and is a predicted model, not a curated record.
AUGCACAAACAGGACAUCCAGAAACUUGCUGUACUGUGUUUUUCACAAAUUGAAGGGCUGGGCCAUCAGGAACUUGCGCGUCCAUCUCAGGGAGACCUGGCCUUAAGAGAUGACAGCAUUCGGCCUCAGGAGGAGCCUGUGAUUUGCCCUUGGUCUUCCAAGCUUAUGCCGCCUGUGGGGAUACAGCACAGUCAGGAGCUAAACAGAACCUGCUGCCUGAAUGGGGGAACCUGCAUGCUGGGGUCCUUUUGUGCCUGUCUGCCUUCCUUCUCUGGAUGGAACUGUGAGCAUGAUGUGCGCAAAAAGAAAUAUGGGUCUGUGCCCCAUGACACCUGGCUUCCCAAGAAGUCUUCCCUGUGUAAAUGCUGGCACGGCCAGCUCCGCUGCUUUCCUCAGACUUUCCUACCUGGCUGUGAUGGCCUUGUGAUGGAUGAGCACCUCAUGGCUUCCAGGACUCCAGAACUACCACCGUCUGCACCUACCCCUUUGAUGCUAACUGGCAUCUGCCUUUCUAUAGAAAGUUACUAUUCAUUGACAUUGACCUAUUUCCAGAAAUACGAUUUUAGAUAUCAGGCAAAUUUCAUGACCAGUAAAGGUUGUUGCUACAAUGUCCUGUCUGAAAUUCAGAUAUCAUUUGUUAGUUGCCUUAAAAUAAUGAAUACAUUUCCAAAAUGGUCUCUAGCAUUUCCUUACAGAACCAACUACUUCUUACCUCUUUGCCCCACCCUCCGCCAAAAAACUACUUCUUUUUGCAAAAGAAAGUCAGCCAUAUCUCCGUUGUGCCUAAGUCCAGUGUUUCUUGAUACAUGUAAUUCUACCAAGGUCUUCUUAAUAUGUUCUUUUAAACAAUUGAGUUAUCUCUUCAGAUUAUUAAAGACUAAUCCUAAUGUGGACCUUAGGAUACAGUUUUGAGUAGAGUUGAUCAAAAUCAAUUAAAAUAGUCUUUUUAAAAGGAAAUAAAGCCUCUUUAAGGGGAGGAACCAGAGUGCUAAAGGAAGGGAAGUACGUCUGCAUGUGUGCAGGGAGACUGGGUAGGAAAGAGGAAGCCAGUGGGGGAGAGCGGUUGGAGAACAUAAAAUGAGUUACUUGAUUGGUAAUUAGAUGGCUGUAGAGAAGCAAGUUAAAAGGCUAAAUGGAAGGGCAAGUUUCCAUCAUCUAUAGAAUGCUAUGUAAGGCAAGGACUCCCCUUUUGUUUCCAAAGGCAUUGUAAGAAGAAUGAAGUCUACUUAGAAAAAAAAUUAUACCUCAACGUCCGCAACAGGAUUGCAUAAUAAAUUGUUUCCUCCAAGCUAUGCAAUUCUUUUAACUGUUGUAUAAGAGAAAAUGUUCACAAUAUAUUUAGUUGUAAACCAAGUGAUAAAACUACAUAUUGUAAAGCUCAUUUUUAUAAUACAUUGCAUAUAUGUGUAUGCACAGUAAAAGUAGAACAUAAAAUAAAUAAAAAUAAACAAAUAUAAUGUAACUGGUCACUGACAACGUACCUGGUCACCAAGAGCUCUGGUGGAGAUAUACAAGGAGAUUAAUGUUAUUCUCAUGCCUAGUAACAUAACAUCCAUUCUGCAGCCUGCGGAUCCAGAAGUAAUUUCGAUUUUCAAGUCUUACUCUUUUUUCUUUUUUUGAGACAGGGUUUCACUGUGUUGGUCAGCCUGGUCUU